This is a messenger RNA of Ostrinia furnacalis (Asian corn borer), 555 nucleotides long. RefSeq names its product general odorant-binding protein 56d. Gene Ontology annotation, biological process: sensory perception of smell. Lineage: Eukaryota; Metazoa; Arthropoda; Insecta; Lepidoptera; Crambidae. Gene Ontology annotation, molecular function: odorant binding. The transcript is spliced from 2 exons. The record is from RefSeq and is a predicted model, not a curated record. The coding region runs from base 32 to 445 and encodes 137 amino acids.
GGAGCUUACUCGAAGUAUUACCACAUCCAAAAUGAGGCCCUUUCUGUUUCUGUGCUUGGUUAUGGCUGUAGCCGGUAUGGAUGGGCAUAAUGUCCAGCUAUCCCAGGCUCAAAAAGACAAGGUCCACCAAUACACGAUGCAGUGCAUCAAAGAGAGUGGUGUCAAACCCGACAUCAUAUCCGAGGCCAAGAAAGGUCACUUCACCGACGACGAAGGUCUCAAGAAGUUCACCUUGUGCUUCUUCCAAAAGUCUGGAAUAGUUGACAGCCACGGAAAAUUGAAUGUGGAGACUGCUCUUGCAAAGUUGCCACCCGGUAUCAAUAAGGUUGAUGCUAUGAAACUUCUAGAAGAAUGUAAGAAGAAAACUGGGAAAGACGCAGCAGAUACAGCUUUUGAGGUCUUCAAAUGCUAUUCGAGGGGAACCAAAACACAUAUCUUGGUGUAAAAAAUAUUUAUCCUUUUAGUCAAGCAGGCAAUUCCAUGAGGCAUCCAUUGUAAAAAUCUUAUUAUAUUUAUUCCGCCUUAGUUAAACAUAGAGCAUAUUAUAUAAUGCCA